Messenger RNA from Emys orbicularis (European pond turtle), 2842 nucleotides. It is a transcript of the gene MSL1, whose product is annotated as MSL complex subunit 1. Gene Ontology annotation, cellular component: MSL complex. The record is from RefSeq and is a predicted model, not a curated record. The coding region runs from base 1 to 1710 and encodes 569 amino acids. Lineage: Eukaryota; Metazoa; Chordata; Testudines; Emydidae. Gene Ontology annotation, molecular function: chromatin binding. The transcript is spliced from 8 exons.
AUGACCAUGAGAUCCACCGUCUUCAAGGCGGCCGCGGCCACGGCGCUGAACGCGGACAGGCUGGACUACGAGAGGCCGGGGCUGGCGCUGGAGCCGGGCCCGGAGGAGGAGCCGGACGGGGAGGCCGCCCCGCUCCACCGCCAGCCGCCCCGCAAGCCCAAGGAGCCGCCCCCGCUGGGGGGACACAAGGGCCGCGGCGGGGGCAGCGGCGGGGGCGGCGGCAGCGUGCCGGCGGCGGCCGGGGCGCCCGGGCAGCAGGAGGAGAGCUGGGGCGGCCUGGUGCCCCUGCCCUGCCCCCCGGCCAGCAGCAAGCAGGCCGGCGUGGGGGAUGCCAGCAGCAGGCCCAAGUACCAGGCGGUGCUGCCCGGACACACCGCCUCCCAGGUGGCGGCGAAGGACAAGGGCUGCCCGGCCGCGGUCAGCGCGCCGCCCCCGGCCCCGCCGGCCUCGGCCACCGCGGAGCCGGGCCAGCCGCCUCCCGCAGCGGCCGCCUCGGCCUCGGAGAGCAAGUGGAAGGGCGGCGUGCGGAAGAGCCCCAUGGGGGCCGGCGGGGGCUCCUCGAACCAGGCGGCCUGCCUCAAGCAGAUCCUCCUGCUCCAGCUGGACCUGAUCGAGCAGCAGCAGCAGCAACUGCAGGCCAAGGAGAAGGAGAUCGAGGAGCUCAAGGCCGAGAGGGACACGCUCCUAGCUCGGAUUGAGCGCAUGGAAAGGAGGAUGCAGCUGGUGAAGAAGGAUAAUGAGAGAGAGAAACACAGGAUUUUUCAAGGGUAUGAAACCGAAGAGAAGGCUGAAUCCGAAGCGUCUGAGAAACUACAGAUUGAAUGCCAGCAGGAUCUCUUGGACACGUCCCAGCCCCUGCCUCCGAAACACUUCUCAUAUGGAAGAAAUGGAAAGGGACAUAAAAGGAAGUCGGCAUUUGGAAGUGCAGAGAGGAAGACUCCAGUUAAAAAGCUGGUGGCCGAAUUUUCAAAAGUCAAGAGUAAAUCUCUGAAACACUCUCCAGUGAAAGAGGAGCCGAGUAGCUCUUUAUCCGAAACUGUGUGCAAACGUGAACUGAGGAGUCAAGAGACUCCAGAAAAAGCCAGAUCGCUAGUGGACACUCCCUUAAAACCAUCCACCCCAUUGAAAAGUCCCAGUGCCCACCCCAGGGAUAAAAGUUUCCCCAGCGAGACAGAAGAUCUGCCGUACCUUUCAACCACCGAAAUGUACUUGUGUCGUUGGCAUCAACCUCCCCCGUCACCGUUGCCGUUACGAGAACCCUCUCCAAAGAAGGAGGAGACUGUAGCAAUUCCUUCAUGGAGGGACCAUGCUGUGGAGCCCCUGAGAGACUCAAAUCCUUCAGAUCUCUUGGAGAAUCUAGACGACAGUGUAUUUGCCAAAAGGCACGCGAAGCUGGAGCUGGAUGAGAAGAGAAGGAAAAGGUGGGAUAUUCAGAGGAUCAGGGAACAAAGAAUUCUACAGCGACUGCAGCUCAGAAUGUAUAAAAAGAAAGGAAUCCAGGAAUCUGAGCCUGAAGUUACCUCAUUUUUCCCUGAGCCAGAUGAUGUUGAAAGCUUGCUGAUUACCCCCUACUUGCCUGUUGUAGCAUUUGGCCGACCAUUACCAAAACUAACUCCACAGAACUUUGAGCUGCCGUGGCUGGACGAACGAAGCCGCUGUCGGCUGGAGAUGCAGAAGAAGCAGACGCCUCACCGAACGUGCAGAAAGUAGCUGUGCGGGUAGCGUUGUGAUGGGCGUAGUGCACCAUUGGCAACGGGCGGCGAGGAACUGUUUGUUAUUCGGUCCCGUGAAUCUUUAUCCUCGUGGAUAUUCUUAUUCACUGAUGUUUUUUUCCAUGCCUCUGUAUUUUUCCUGUUUUUCACAAAAACUCUUUACCUGGCUGAUUAACUGUGGUUUAUUUAUUUCUCCCCCCCCCUCCCGCUUUCCUUAUCAGCAAGUUCUCAAGCUUUAUGCUGGAACAGCAGGGUUGGAAGCUCAGAGACACCUUUUGCUCUCUGCCUAAGCUUCAUCAGCUGCUGUGGCCACUACACUUCAUAAGAGGCCUUGUGAAGGUUGGGAAGCCUAAAAACAGGCCAGCCUUGCGACCUGUCCCAUCUGCGAGUCCCCAUGGGUGAUGCCCAUCACCUUUCUGAAGCUGAUGUUUAUUUUCUUAGAAAGACGUUCAGCAGCGAGAACUUGCAGAUGGGACCAGCAGGCAGAGUUAGGCCAAGCUUGUCACACUGUCACUUUGAAACUCUGUGGUGAAAAGAACCCACCUAAGAGGAUAGUAGAUUUGGCUGCAACUUCCUCUUGCCUGACAGGUCAGGCUUCCAAUACGGUGCCUGUGUUGUGCUAGAUAGGAUUGUUGUUCAUUUCACCCAUUUAUUUAAAAAAACAAACAAGCUUCAUGAAUACCCUGAGAGGCUGGCAGACGGUUCUGACCGUGACGUGUCUCACCGAGUGCGGCUGGAUUGAGCACUGCAUCCCAUUGUCGCCACAAGACGCACCCGGUUAGUUCCUGUGUCAGAAAUCGGUUAGCUGUGCAUAUUCUGUAGCAAGACUGCCCUCGAAUACCAGUGUGAAAAUGCUUCUGCAGAUGAGACUGUUUGCCAGCAGCUAUGCCAUGUUCUAGAUAGAUGGGGGUGAAGGGUUUUUUAAACAUUUUUGUUUGUGAAAACAGAAUUCGAGACGCACAAUUGUGGUUCAUUUUUAUUUAAAUGUUUAAGGACAGCACUGGCUGGCAACUCAUGUAUCUUGUAAAACGCUUGGAUUGGCUAGAGAAAAUUAGAAUGGUACCUAUGCUUUAGCUCUAGUAAUUUGCUUCCUUUACAAAACUAGCCUUCGUUGCUGUACUACACUAAUG